UGUGUGUGUGUGUGUGUGUGUGUUCUGUGCUGUUCAGGAGGAGCCGUGGCUGGAGGACGAGCACAGUGAGUUUCUGGAGGAGCUGAAGAUGGAGAUGCUGGAGGAGCAGAGGAGAGAAGAAGAAGAGGAGGAGGAGAAGGCGAGAGUGGCUGAAGAAGAGUCCAUCACAGCCUCCUGCUCCUACAGCCCUGAGCAGAUCCUCCAGACGGACCCAUCAGAGAUGAGCGUCCUCUCCCAGAUCCAGAAGCGUCUGUCUCGGUGUCUGCGUCCGGAUCAGAUCAGCCCAUCUGAGACUCCAGAAGCGGAGCGUUUCCAGCAGCUGCUGGAGCUCAAGUGCCAGAUCCGAAACAGCGGCGAGUACGACCUGCUGUACCGCAGAUCCGUCCAGUGCAGCGGCGCCGAGAACGAGCUGCGCUUGCUGAACCAGGAGCUGCGCAGCAUCCAGAUCCAGUGCCAGAACAUCAUGCAGCGCCACAAGACGGACUCCAAACUCCCAGAGAUCCAGGAGCAUCCCGAGCGGUCGGAUAAGGACAGCUCCAGUGCGUAUAACACGGCGGAGAGCUCCCGCAGUACACCCCUCGCCACAGAGAGAUCUCCAGAACACAGAACGCUCAGCCGCCGUCCCGAAUCAUCCAUCAGGAGCGCCAGUCCGGAUCACAGCAACCCGUCAGAGUCUCCAGACGAGAUCUCCAGCAGGUCCCUGCACUCCAGGAUCCCGGUGCAUCAGUACCGGAGCUACAUGCAGAUGAUCCAGGAGCAGACGGCGCUGGAGUUCGGGAUGAUCAACAUGAGCGUCCCGCAGGAGGACAAUAAGAUGGAGUGGAAGGUGAAGGUGCGGAGCGACGGGACCAGGUACAUCACCAAGCGUCCGGUGCGGGACCGUCUGCUGCGCGAGCGAGCGCUGAAGAUUAAAGAGGAGCGCAGCGGAGGAAUGACCACCGACGACGACGCCAUGAGCGAGAUGAAGAUGGGGAGAUACUGGAGCAAAGAGGAGAGAAAGCAGCAGCUCCUGCGGGCGAAGGAGCAGCGGCGGAGGAGAGAAAUGAUGCAGCGCGGCCGGACGGACACCCACAACACCUCCAUCAUGGAGAUCAGCCAGCGCAGGAGCACCAAGAGGAGGAACAGAAGGAUCCUGGACAGCUGGAUCACCAUUCAGGAGCUGCUGAGCCACGGACACACAGCAGCAGCAGAGGGCGCCAGAGAGCACAGCGCCUUCCUCUCCGUCACCACCGUAUGACUGACUGUACCCGCCGGGUACGAUACCUUCUGCCUCGUUCAAUGCGGCACUUUUUAUGACAGAUGACUCUGAUAUUUUCACAAUUUGUUAAUGUUUUAUAAGCGAGAGUUACACUGCAUUGCUUUUAUUUUAUUUAUUUAUUUUAUUAAUUAAUUAAUUUAUUGAUUUAUGUAUUUCGGUUGCUGUGAUAUUUCAUGGAUGAGAGUAAUUCACUUACAAAAAUAAUCAUUUUGACAUCCGACUUCAAUUUCAAUCUGGACAUUCAUUUAUUUUCCUUCGGCCUUUAUUUAUCAGAGAUCACCACAGCGGGAUGAACCGCCAACUAUUCCAGA
Danio rerio (zebrafish) is the source of this 1569-nucleotide messenger RNA. The record is from RefSeq and is a predicted model, not a curated record. NCBI's taxonomy places the organism in Eukaryota, Metazoa, Chordata, Actinopteri, Cypriniformes, Danionidae.